CUUCAGGACUAUGGACUGUUGAAUCAGCAGCCAGCCAGCCAUGGGGCAGACACAGCAUACAGAGAACAGUGAGCAGAUCGAUGUCAAAGCAAUUCAGGACAUGUAUAAAAAGUUUGUCAUGGAGUGCCCAAGUGGACUACUUUUCCUGCACGAGUUCAAGCGUUUCUUCGGUGUGGACCCGACAGGGGAAGCGUCUGACUAUGCGGAGAACAUGUUUCGAGCUUUUGACCGAAAUGGGGACAAUACAAUUGAUUUCCUUGAGUUUGUGGCAGCACUGAACCUUGUUUUCCGGGGAGACACGGAGCAUAAACUGCGCUGGUCAUUCAAGGUGUAUGACAAAGACGGAAACGGCUAUGUGGACAGGGACGAACUAUGGUCAAUAAUCGAUAGCCUCUUCCGGAUAAAGAAAGGCUCAAAAACGGACGUGAGUGACUCACAGCUUACAGUAGAUGAGGUUGUGGAUCGAAUAUUACUGGCCGUCGAUAGUGAUGGAGAUGGUCAUAUUAACCUGGAGGAGUUCAUUAGAGGGGCGCAGCAGGACCCAUGGGUGCUCAACAUGUUGAAGCUGGACAUGAACCCUGCUGGAUGGGUGCUGGAGCAGCGGCGAAGGAGUGCGCACUUCUGAAAUGUCAAAGCACAUAGGCCUUUCCCCGAAGGGAGAACAAUCAAUCCAGGCAUUGAAAAUGUAUGAAAUACAUAUUUUUUCAACUACAGUUAGAAUUCACUUUGGAUACUUCGUCAGCAUAAUGCAGUUUCAUAUUCACAGACUGUUCAGAACUGGCCAUCAGAUGGCUUUUAAUAAAUGAAUAGCACUUAAAAUCUUAAAAUGUGGGACUAUAACACACAGUACAAAUGCACAGAAACAUUUAUAAUUACUACUUUUUCUAUUGUAUACAUCAUGCUCUCCUUUCACUAUUAAAACUAUGAUACUGGUUAAGCUUAAAGUAACAGUGUGUAGCAUUGAGGGGGAUCUAUUGGCAGAAAUGGAAUAUAAUAUUAUGGGGUUUUUUUGUGAAUUAUCACCUGAAAACACAAAUCGUUGUGUUUGCGUUACCUUAGAAUGAGCUGUUUAUAUCUACAUAGGGCGCGUGUCCUCUUCACAAACCCAGCCGCCAUGUUUCUACUGUACCCCAGAAUACCAAACACCGGCUCUAGAUAGGGCCAUUGGCGUUUUCACGUCGGCCACUAUAGUUGUCCUACAAGCUCGGCACGCAGGAGAAGUUCAGUUCAGCUCAGUUGGUUGCA
Sebastes umbrosus (honeycomb rockfish) is the source of this 1245-nucleotide messenger RNA. Its product is annotated as guanylyl cyclase-activating protein 2-like. Gene Ontology annotation, biological process: visual perception. Bases 41 to 625 code for a protein of 194 amino acids. The record is from RefSeq and is a predicted model, not a curated record. The transcript is spliced from 4 exons. NCBI's taxonomy places the organism in Eukaryota, Metazoa, Chordata, Actinopteri, Perciformes, Sebastidae. Gene Ontology annotation, cellular component: photoreceptor inner segment; cone photoreceptor outer segment. Gene Ontology annotation, molecular function: calcium sensitive guanylate cyclase activator activity; calcium ion binding.